Messenger RNA from Physcomitrium patens, 1731 nucleotides. RefSeq lists its product as uncharacterized. NCBI's taxonomy places the organism in Eukaryota, Viridiplantae, Streptophyta, Bryopsida, Funariales, Funariaceae. The record is from RefSeq and is a predicted model, not a curated record.
UGUUUGGAACUGUUGCUGUCAAAGACUUUGCUGUUUCAAGGCUUCCACUAUUAUAAUUCAUGAAUUUCACUUAUAUUGAAUUUUAAACCACAUAAAAUGACUCAGUUGAAUGAACUCAAAACAGACUUUCUAAAAUCCUAAUUAUUAAAUUUCCAAUAUCUCUCGGUUCGACAAUACUUUUUCAACGGAUUGGCAAGACACUGUAUUAUACACAAAAACUCUCUAGCAAUUUGAAAUUCUACAUUGGCGUUUGUGAAAGCAGCGUAACAAUCAUGAAUUCAUUCGUGGCAACUGUGUAGGUCCUACGCUGCCAUUUUUAUUUUUUACUUAUUUUUUUGUUUUUUGUUUUUUGUUUCUUGUUUCCCAAUGUUCGUCAACUUUCACUUUCUCAACAAGGCAUAAAAAAUUACGAAAUCGAACAAUGUGGUAUCAGAUAAAAUCAAAUCAACCAUUCAUUAGCUCGGCAUGUGUGACAGUUUUCACAAAUUCUCCCACCAAAAACCCUCUUUUAUCAACACGGGUCGAACCAUUAAAUGAAAACACCAGAAUGAGUGAGUGCACCACACUUCCUAACUGGAGGGUGGUUUGUAGUGCCGAAGAGGAAUGGAGAACAGACUGAAGCUCAUGAAAACAGAGCAAUGACGCUCAUCAAUGGCGAGGAGGUGGAGGAGGAAGAAGAAGAGGGAGAAUAGGAGGAAUGGACAUAGACUUGGCAACCGCAGUUUGAGAAUUGCUAGGAAGAGUAAUUAUUUUGCUUUGCUCUUCGUUGUUGUUGUGCAUUCGGGACGAUGGCGAUGGCAUGGCAUCCAUGACAUCCCAAUGGGUACGACCUCAGGAAGGGGUUUCUCUCGUUUCAUGCGCCAUCUUCGUCUGCGCCGCAGUAAAAUGCCCGCUGAGAAAGAGGGUUUUGAGGGUGCGGCGUAUGUCCCACCCGAGUCACCAGAGAUGCGCAUCGGAGAGUUCCCUGAGUUCUACUUGCCACAAGUGGAGAGCAUGAGUGCCCUGAGUUCCGCAUUCCAGCCGCCAUGGGAAGAUUGGCCGGCGUGGCCACCUCCUCUUUCAUGGCAGUAUCCCGAACCUAUUGACGCUUUGCACGAUGCAUCUUGUGCACCGCACCAGUUACCGUACAACGUGGAGAUGUGUUAUGGCCCGCCUAAUCCUUGGAUAUGGCCGGAUCCACCCAAGCUGCAAAACCCCCACAAAGAUCUGCCUGUUCGAGAAUACCUGAUGAUUGAAAAGGUUUACGACCUUUGUCUCGAAGCCAUGAAGUUGAUUGUGAUUGAAAGACCAGAGAGACCAGUGAAGUAUGUAGCCCUGUACAUACGAGAGAAGAACCCACUCGCUUGCAAGGUCAAGUGCAGAAGGCAUGUUGGAGAUACUUGUCACUGCAAGAUCCUUCCAACCCCAUCACCUCCUCCACAACCAGAACCAGAACCUGGCAAGGUAGAAGCAAAUGAGGAACCGAAGUGAGGAAGGUGAUGAAGAUGAAGGUAUUGACAUAUUCUCGCAUUUCUCAGAGCUCAGCUGCUUGUGUAGCACCCGGCUCUGCACUAGCUUUCAACCGUUUUUUGCUAAGACAAAGGUGCAUGUCCAUUCCUUCUUACUUAACAAAGCAAACUCCAUUAAGACUAUCCCACACAUACACACACGCACAGUAGAGUUAUCAAGACACGUUUCCCAUCGCAUAUGUAAAAUAUAAUUUGUAAAUGUAAUAUCAGUGAUUUGUUAAUA